Trichoderma citrinoviride is the source of this 2154-nucleotide messenger RNA. RefSeq lists its product as hypothetical. The record is from RefSeq and is a predicted model, not a curated record. Gene Ontology annotation, molecular function: protein binding. The transcript has a single exon. Bases 1 to 2154 code for a protein of 717 amino acids. NCBI's taxonomy places the organism in Eukaryota, Fungi, Ascomycota, Sordariomycetes, Hypocreales, Hypocreaceae.
AUGAUCACGCAUGGCAGAUUGAACCGCUCUCCUGUACACGCUGUGCAGCCCGCCAACCGAUUUUCCGCCGUGGACGAAACCUCUUCGAAAUUAGAUGAGGCGGCGCAAAGAGCUUACAAAGAGUCAAAGAAUCUGCGAGAGAUGCAUUCGCAAUGGGGCUACCUUCGACAUCGGUACUCUGAUGACCAACGCCAAUCUGCCCGGAAGAUGUUCACAUUCUGGAAGACCAAGUUUUUGCAAGUUUCCAGGCCAGACAAGCCUCCGGAGCCAAAGUUGCCGUGGCCAUGGCGCGACUGUGCGAAGUGGCUCUUCGAGCUGAACAAUGCCAAGAGCAUGCAAAAGGCAUGGGAAGCCCUCGAAGUCGAAAGUCGCCAGAAGCAGUGGCCCCAUGUUAUGCUCUCAACGCUUGAUCGCUGUCCAGACAAAGCACACAUGGUGCUGGAAGCUACGCUGGAUCCGCUACCGCCUGGGUAUGCUAUCAACGAUGUGCUUCUCUUCAUUGCGCAACGCUUGCGCAUCAGCAGCAUCAAGAACUCGCGUGAGAGGGCUCUCAAGGCAGACGAAAUGCUGGAAUUGGUGGCCAAAGUUCUCGAGGAUGCGCCUGCCAACCAUGUACCCCUUGGUCAGCGAACAGUCGGCCUCCUUGCCCGCAGACUGCCAAGCGAGCAGACCAGCGAACUCUACAAGAUGCUACAGAGGGCCAACAUCAAACUACAUCCGAACUCGCUGCUGCAAUUCGCGGGCAAAUUAGCCGGCGACAUGGCGCAUAAAGAGACGGCAUUUGAGAUCCUAAAGGGGCUCGCCGACAGUGGAGUGGAUCUCAACGCGCCCAGUCCCUCCAGCGCCAUUACUACUCUGCUGCAUUGCCGGAUUGCUCACGGUGGCUGGUCAGACAGCACCUCAUCCUUCUCGCCCAAGGACACUCUUGAAUACUUCAUGGACCGGGGCUUCGUGCCCAACGUCAUCAAUGCCACCGCCUUUCUGGAUUCCCUCUGUCAACGGGCCGAAGUUGAAGAGGCGAUACGGCUGGCGUUGCUGUUUUCCGAGUCUGGAGUCCAGCUCGAUACAAAGGCGUGGUCCACCAUCUUCAGGGGCGCCAAGGGGAGCCUCAAGGUUGAGAACGUGGCAAAGAGCCUGGAUGUUGCCAAAGCGGCCAAUGCGCCCUACGUGGAUGUGCUCAACAAUACUCUCCACGCCAUCUUCUAUUUUGCAGAAAUGGAAUCCCGUGAAAAGAGGUUCUCUGCCCCGUGGAUCUAUCCCUUGUUCGGCCCAAUGCUGCGAGUGUACGCAAAGAAGUUUGAGCUGGAGCCACUGCAAUGGUGGCUGCCCGACUCGCUGCCUCUGAUGCUGACGCAGACAACGGGCAACGACGGCGAAAAGUUUGAGAGCUCUCGGCCACGGCAAUGGGACUUUUUGGGGAGCAUUGUCCCUCUCACCGAGAAGACGUUUGCAGCUCAGAGUAGCGGGCCGAAGUUGCAGCCAAACACAACAACAAUAGCCAUCAUGCUGCGGGCUUACAUCAAGACCCUUCAGCACCCCUAUGACCUCAUGGCCUUCUAUGCCUUUUUCAAGGCUCGGCUUGAAGAGCAAGCCGGGAAAGAAGGCGUUGCCGCUCAGCUCAUCAAAGACCAAGGCAGCCUGGUCCACGAUACCAUCAUCAUGGCUAUGACGGAAAGACGAGGACUAUCACGGCCUGCGUUGCAGAUCUUUGGAGACAUGCUAAAGGAUCACCUGCAAAGAAACAACAUCGAAGAUGCGACGAUCGGCAACGAGACGCCGGACAAGAGCCAAAGCCGUGCCACAGCCCCGGUUCAUCCUGCGCCUAGUUUGUGCACCUUCAGCAUCCUGGUGCGAGGUCUACUCAACAGCGGCGACCGGAUUCUGGCAGAGCAAGUCCUGCAUGUGAUGAAGGAGCAGGGCGUCGAGCCAAAUCUCGUGACGUGGAACACCCUAACAAAGGGCUACGCGUCGAUGCAGAAUAUCAAAAAGACGGUCUCUACACUGCAGGAUAUGGAGGCCGCAGGUUUCAAACCUGACAUGUUUACCUUCAAGGCGUUUGGCAAGCUCAAGAACCAGGCACGGGCGUUGGAGCUGAUGGAAGGCAUCAUUGACGUGAACAGACAAAAGAUGGUGGACGUGGACUUGUAUGGAUAG